ACGAAAGAACCAUCGUCAACUUCUCAGAUUUCUCUGGAAAAUGGCAGCUCAACAACAACAGCAGCAACACCAAGAACUCAUUACUCAAGCACUAGCUCAUACUCUCGAUCCUAAUCCAACUACUCGAUCUCAAGCUGAAUUGACUUUGAAACAAGCUAAAACUACUUCAGAUCACUUUGGUUUGAUUCUGAUUGCUAUCACUCAAAAUCAUACUAUUCAUACUUCAAUCAGACAAGCUUCAGCUCUUGCAUUCAAGAAUUAUGUUAAAUCAUCUUGGUCACAAUCUGACGAAGAUCAACAGGAUGAAGUUGUGAUUUCUGAAUCUGAUCGGAAAACUCUCAAAGAACAAUUAGUGGCGACCCUUAUCUCACUCUCGGAUACGCCACAAUUACAAAUUCAGUAUCAAGAAUCAAUCUCUAUAGUAGCUGAUGCUGACUUUCCAGAUCAAUGGCCCGAUUUGAUUGAUCAAAUCGUUCAACGAUUUAGUCUUACAGAUUGGAAACUUAAUAAUUCAUUGCUUUCUACUGCUCAUGCGAUUUUCAAACGUUGGCGAUCUCAAUUCAGGACUGAUUCACUUUUUCUUCAGAUUAAGUUUGUCCUCGAAAGAUUCGCUGAGCCAUAUCUGUCUCUCUUCAAGCAUCUCGAUGGCGCGCUCAGCAAUAAUAUCCAGACACUGCCGGCAGCUCAGCAACAAGACUUGAUCAGAUGUCUCCUCAGUAUGAUUCAGAUUUAUUACGAUCUUAACUCACAAGACAUUCCAGAAUUCUUUGAAGACAAUUUACCCGAAUUCAUGACCAUUUUACACAAAUACUUAACGUGGGAUUAUCCUGGCUCUUCCUCAAACGAUGACGAUGAAGAAGCUGAAGCAGGAGACCUAGAGAAAAUUAAAGCUAGUAUUUGUGAAGUCGUUGAACUCUAUAGUCAACGAUACCUGGAUGUUUUCCCAAUGAUGGGUCAGUUUGCAGAGACAUGUUGGGCUAUGCUCACUCGUCUUGGCCAACAGCAGCGCUAUGAUAUCCUUAUCAGCAAGGCGACGCGGUUUCUUUCUGUUGUAGUCCGAAUGCCGUCCCAAAAAGCUCUUUUCGAAAGUGACGCAACUCUUGAAGCUUUUUGUGAGAAGAUUGUCUUGCCUAACAUGAUGCUACGAGAGUUUGAGGUAGAGAUGUUCGAGGACGACCCGGCGGAAUUUGUACGAAGGGAUCUAGAAGGGUCCGAUAAUGACACUCGUCGCCAGGCUGCUACCAACUUCACACGAGCUUUGAUGGAACAGUUUGAGGCAAAGGUCACUAAGAUCAUCACCACCUAUGUUCAAGAUAAUCUCCAGAAAUAUGCAUCGAAUCCAACUGCGAACUGGAAAUCAAAGGAUGCUGCUGUCUCUCUUCUCGCAUCGGUCGCGUCUCGCAGUUCCACCUCAACAGGAGGGGUCACUUCGACCAACUCGUUGGUGGAUGUAGUGCGCUUCUUUUCCGAACACGUGGUUCAAGAUCUUCAAGUCUCGACUGGAGCGCCUGCAACACAUAGCGUGAUCGUCGCCGAUGCAAUCAAGUUUCUCCACACAUUUCGAAACCAGCUCACACGCGAGCAAUUGAUCUCAGUCAUCCCGCUCCUCGUUCCACAUUUAAGAUCAGAUGUAAUGGUGAUCUACACAUAUGCGGCACAUACGAUUGAACGUAUACUUUUCAUCAAGCGUGACAAUCAGCUGUUAAUUUCCUCGGGCGACAUUCAAGCCUUAACACACGAAUUGCUUCAGGCUCUCUUUGGACAGAUUCGGAAAGGUUCGACCCCACAGCUCAUUGCACAAAAUGAUGGUUUGAUGAAGUGUGCGAUGAGAGUGAUUUUCACCGCGAGGCAUUCAUUGGUACCGCAAUAUCAGGAUAUAUUGUCAAACCUAAUUUUCAUCGUUUCAGAGAUCAGCAAGAAUCCCAGUAACCCAAAGUUCAAUCACUACACCUUUGAAAGCAUCGCCGCGCUCAUCAGGUUCACAACUGUGGAAAAUGCUGUACCACUUUCUACCUUUGAAACUGCACUUUUCCCUUCAUUUUCAAACAUUUUGAGUCAGGAUAUACAGGACUUCGCCCCAUUUGUGUUCCAAAUCCUGUCGCAGAUGCUCGAGAUGCACGUCAAUGAUCUACCUGAAUAUUACGUCAGUUUACUUCAACCUCUAUUGACACCCAACUUGUGGGAAGUGCGUGGAAAUAUCCCGGCAUUGGUAAGGCUCUUGAGGGCCUACCUUUCCGUUGGCGCAAAGUGGAUUGUAGAAGGAAAUUGGGUUUCAGGAAUGCUCGGCGUGUUCCAAAAGUUGAUCGGGUCGAAGGUCAAUGAUCAAUACGGGUUCGAAUUGCUUCAGGAUUUGUUCAAAUAUAUUCCAAUGGAGCAUCUGUCAAGUUAUCUACGAAACGUGUUUGUUAUCUUACUGACUCGGCUCCAAGCGAGUAAGACCGAAAAGUAUACUCGAGGAUUACUCUACUUUCUCAUGUUUGCAAUGACCUUGGAAAAACCCCACCUUUCCCCCGACGUGAUAAUCUCGACUCUGAACUCUAUUCAACCUGGAUUGUUCUGCCAGGUGAUGGAAGGUGUUUUGAUUCCGGCGGUUCCUAGCACGCCACUCAAAGACCGUCGGGUGGUGGCACUUGGUCAUGUCUCGCUCUUAACUCGGUCUCGAAGUCUGCAAAAUGACAGUGAAGCACGAUUGUAUCUUCCGAUCUUGAGUUCAGUACUCCGAAUAUUCACUUUACCACAAUUGUCAAAAGGAACGGAAACGGCUGAGGAAGAGGUUGAAGAACAUGAAUAUCAAGUGGGCUUUAGUAUGCUAGGAGCUAGUAAACCACGUGGUAAAGAAGAAGUUCUAGAAUAUGUGAGCAUGCCCACAACAGGGAAAAUCUCUUGCGACCUACCUACUUGA
This is a messenger RNA of Melampsora larici-populina 98AG31, 2902 nucleotides long. RefSeq lists its product as uncharacterized. The coding region runs from base 41 to 2902 and encodes 953 amino acids. Gene Ontology annotation, molecular function: small GTPase binding; nuclear export signal receptor activity. The record is from RefSeq and is a predicted model, not a curated record. Lineage: Eukaryota; Fungi; Basidiomycota; Pucciniomycetes; Pucciniales; Melampsoraceae. Gene Ontology annotation, biological process: protein import into nucleus; protein export from nucleus. The transcript is spliced from 13 exons. Gene Ontology annotation, cellular component: cytosol; nuclear envelope.